AAUAUUAUUUGCGAUCUAUGGGAUCUUUUGAAUAAUUAAUUAAGGGGCGUGUUGGUUACGUCAGCCAAUAGGCAGCGCUGAAUGAGUAAGGUAACGGCGGCGUUUAUACUGAUUUGUAUGGUGUUACCCGUCCUCAGUAAACCGGUCGGAGGUGAUGGCGUCCGUGGCAGCGAAAGAGCCGAACUUAAGCCCGGCUCCGAUAGCACCCUCCGCGGAGUCCCUGGUCCCUGCUAGCAUGUUCGCGCCGGGCAGGGGAUGUGGCGAUGACGUACACGGCGCGGACAGCUUCGAGGACGGCGAGACCUUCAACGGCGAGGCCGGGGAUCACCUGGACUUCAGCAGCAAGCUUGCUCUGGUGAGCCCCAAUGGGGCGCAGUAUGACUCGCUCCUGCGGCAGCUGAGGGAUCGCAUGGAGGAGGGCUGUGGGGAGACCAUCUAUGUGGUGGGCGUGGGCUCUGAUGGUGGAGACUACGGUCUGUCAGAGGCAGACAUGGAAGCCUCUGUAGCCACAGUACGGUCGCUGACUGAGCAGCUGGACGCUGACCUCAUUCUGCUGCGCGAGCGGACGGAGGCGGGUGGCCGCGUGCGCGACUUCCUCAUCCGCCGCAGAGUGGGAGAGGCAGACUUCCUGGAGGUCAGGGUGGCAGUGGUGGGCAACGUGGACGCGGGCAAGAGCACGCUGUUGGGUGUGCUGACGCACGGCGAACUGGAUAACGGGCGUGGCUUCGCGCGCCAGAAGCUGUUCCGCCACAAGCACGAGAUGGAGAGCGGGCGCACCAGCAGCGUGGGCAACGACAUCCUGGGCUUCGACCAGGAGGGCCAGGUGGUCAACAAGCCUGACAGUCACGGCGGCAGCCUGGACUGGACCAAGAUCUGCGAGAAGUCAUCUAAGGUGAUCACCUUCAUCGACCUGGCUGGCCACGAGAAGUACCUGAAGACCACAGUCUUUGGCAUGACGGGCCACCUGCCGGACUUCUGCAUGCUGAUGGUGGGAAGCAAUGCAGGGAUUGUGGGAAUGACGAAGGAGCACCUCGGCCUGGCCCUGGCUCUCAAUGUUCCCGUUUUCGUGGUGGUCACUAAGAUCGACAUGUGCCCAGCCAACAUCCUCCAAGAAACUCUCAAGCUGUUACAGAGGUUACUGAAGUCCCCAGGGUGCAGGAAGAUCCCCGUUCUGGUGCAGAACAAGGACGACGUCAUCGUCACUGCGUCCAACUUCAGCUCUGAAAGGAUGUGUCCCAUCUUCCAGAUCUCCAAUGUGACCGGCGAGAACAUGGACCUGCUUAAGAUGUUCCUCAACCUGCUGUCCUCCAGGACGUCGUACAGUGACGAGGAGCCCGCCGAGUUCCAGAUUGAUGACACGUACUCCGUGCCGGGCGUGGGCACCGUGGUGUCUGGGACGACGUUACGCGGGUUGAUCCGGCUGAACGACAUCCUGCUGCUGGGCCCAGACCCCCUGGGAAACUUCAUCCCCAUCGCAGUCAAGUCCAUCCACCGCAAGAGGAUGCCGGUGACAGAGGUCCGAGGGGGUCAGACGGCCUCUUUCGCCCUGAAGAAGAUCAAGCGCUCGUCCAUCAGGAAGGGCAUGGUGAUGGUGUCUCCCAAGUUGAGCCCGCAGGCCUCGUGGGAGUUUGAGGCAGAGAUUCUGGUGCUGCAUCACCCGACCACCAUCUCACCGAGAUACCAGGCCAUGGUGCACUGUGGGAGCAUCAGGCAGACAGCAACUAUCCUAAGCAUGAACAGAGACUGUCUGAGGACAGGAGACAAGGCCACCGUGCACUUCCGCUUCAUUAAGACCCCCGAGUACCUGCACACGGAACAGAGGCUGGUCUUCAGGGAAGGCAGGACCAAGGCUGUGGGCACCAUCACCAAGCUGCUGCAAUCGACCAAUAACCUGCCCUCCAAUGCCAAGCCGCCACAAAUGAAGAUGCAGUCAGUGAAGAAAGCUCCGCCUCGCCGGGAGGACAGCUCGGCAGCAGCCAAUGAGGAGCUGGGCCCUCAGGGGCGGCCAGCCAGUCCACACUCCACACAGCAGCAGGCAGUGCUGGAGGAAGAUUCACAGACUAAAGAUGGCAACAAAGAGAACAAGCCAAAGUCAGGAGGUGGAGGCAGAAGAAGAGGCGGCCAGCGACAUAAAGGCAAAUCUCUAACAAACUCAACAGCAACCCCUGCAGGUGGAGUAGGGGGAUGUUAAAUCACACCCAUCCUCCCUGCUCUUCAGUCUUUUCUAUCCUCUAUAAGGUAUCUCUACCCACAAGUGCAGCAUUUCAAAGCAGAACACCCCCAUUCCCCACUCCAGCCCCCCCCUACUGUGUGGUCAGAGUUCACUCUAUCAGGGAUCCCUGACUCUGAUCUUCGUUAUUGCACACUGCUUUCAGAAAGGUGUGGUAUGGUGUGCACCUUGGGCACAGGCGCCUUUGCAGGUCUCUAUUCCCUCUAAACUGAUUUUUUUUUUACCAAAGUCAGUUCUUAUUUUUGCACAGUCUUAAUUGGAUUAAAAAGGAAAAACAUGUCCUGCGUAGUGGCUCCCUCUUCUGGCCGGUGAGUGUGGCACACGGUGUAAAGACCCUGCCAUCAGACCUCCCCCCAAAGGCCGACAGGGACAGCAGGGCAGGCACAGAGGUGGACGUUUGACUGUAAAUAAUCACGAAUAAACGUUCGUCUCCGAACUCCCUUUGCCACAUUCAGCCUAGUUCUGCUUUAGGAGGCUUGUGACCUUUUAUAUAAUAAAUGUUUUCAUAAAAAAAAAAGGAUAGAAUCUUGUAGAAAGAAAACAAAAACUAAAUUCCUGUCGUCAUGCUCCUCAUACGUUAACGAGGUUUUUCUUUUUUUUUCUCCUGGGCCUCUAUCAGCCAGAUGUUCUGAAUGUGUAAUUAGCAGCAGGCUCGCGACCCCACUUGCUGACGAGGGACUGACUGCCCGUGCUUCACGUGGAGCUUCCUGUGUAGCGAGCCAGCCGCUGAUAGCAGGCCAAAGCAUGCAUCGAACUCUGGGUGUGCAGUUUAGGGCCACUGGUAUGGUCACUUUUGGUCGGAAUGGAAAAGUUUCAGGAUUCAUAGAAAUCUGAUUUGUAGUAGGAAGUAUAGCUAUGGCAUGUGAGGUUCACUGGUGCAGUGAUAGGCUGGGAAUCACUGCCAGUUCCCACACUGCUCCCGGCAGGCGUGGUACGUGUCUGGGCACCUUGAGAAUGUGUGUUGGCAGGUGUGAUGUGGGGGUGCUGUUUUUAGAGGGAGAAGAUAUCUAAUGAAACUGAUAACAGUGCCUUGAAAUUUAGGUUUGGGCUCCGAUUUGAGGCGAUCAGUGCACUUUCAGCGACUCGUUUGGGCCGUAACAGGCCAUAGUCAUGCACCCACGUCUUCUCGUUAGUCGCAUGGGACGCCAGGUCGUCUGGUAAGACGGGCAGCUUUUAAGCUGGGUUGAUGUGCCAUCUGCGGCACGGUUGGUGCUAUAUGCCUGAAAUGAGAAGCUUGGGCACAGGCAGCCUGCCCAGUGGUUUGAAGGGGGCAAUGGAGACUCUGGUCCAGGUUCUUCAGACCUAGAAGGCUUCGUUCCAGGUGUAACUGAAAACACAGUUGGCCCCUUCUGAGAGGGCAGAUCGGUGGGAGUUCGGUAUCGUGCUGGCCGAUGUACUGAAUGCACAGAGUGGUCGAGUAAAUUGGUUCUGGAUAAUAGACUUUGGAAGUUCCUUUUAUUAGUUUGGGGGGAGGGGGGAUAGCUUUUAAUUUUGUUGUUUUUUGAUCAGUAGUUUACGAAGGCAGCCCCUGGUGGACACACAGCAGUAUGGGGUCCGGCAAAGAUUGUUGUCUUAUGCCUUAAUUAAAAAUAAGGCUUCAGUUUACUGUGUGCUGUUGAUGAUGUUCCCAUUCAAGCUUUCAUCCGCUUGGUGCAAAAGAACGACUGAAAUGGCACCAUUCAGCGGGUUCAUGUUCUGUAGUGAAGGAACAGGAAGGUAGGCGGUCUUUAAACUGAUGCGAUGUGAAUAGUUACCCAACAUCGAGAUGUUAGACUGUUCAGAGAUUUUUAUCAUUGUUUUCUAAUAAUAAUUUUUAUUAGAUUGUGCAUAGUGUUUUUUGUUUUACAAGGAAAGGGCUCUGAAAGUGGAAUCUGUUGGCUGUGAAAGGGUUUUAUCCUGAACAUAAACUGCCAGGCAUUUUUUUUAUUGCAUGAUUUAUUUUUUGAGAAGGACAAAAACAUUCUAUGUAUGUAUGUAUAAAAAGGAGGUUUAAAAUGCCAUUAAAACUUAAAAGUGGUGUGGAUUUGUGUUGUACAUCCUUUUCAAUAAAUUAUCGAGUACCAAUA
Molecule: messenger RNA, 4296 nt
Organism: Paramormyrops kingsleyae
Lineage: Eukaryota; Metazoa; Chordata; Actinopteri; Osteoglossiformes; Mormyridae
Product: GTP-binding protein 1
Biological process (GO): translational elongation
Molecular function (GO): GTPase activity; GTP binding; translation elongation factor activity
Source: RefSeq, a predicted model, not a curated record